This is a messenger RNA of Stomoxys calcitrans (stable fly), 4072 nucleotides long. RefSeq names its product GATA-binding factor A. Bases 817 to 2598 code for a protein of 593 amino acids. Lineage: Eukaryota; Metazoa; Arthropoda; Insecta; Diptera; Muscidae. Gene Ontology annotation, biological process: cell fate commitment; negative regulation of transcription by RNA polymerase II; positive regulation of transcription by RNA polymerase II. The transcript is spliced from 4 exons. The record is from RefSeq and is a predicted model, not a curated record. Gene Ontology annotation, molecular function: zinc ion binding; DNA-binding transcription factor activity, RNA polymerase II-specific; RNA polymerase II cis-regulatory region sequence-specific DNA binding.
GUUUGUUGUUAUUGCUUUUCUUGGUGGGGCCUUAUUGUGUUUGUUGUGUCGUCCCCUCUCUUAUGAGGCUGUUGUAAAAUGAAAUUCGCCAACGCUAUCUAGUGCAUAAUUGACGUUAUGAUUAAAAAGCGGAGUACGCGCGUACCUUUUAAUUUAAACAAUUGUUUUUUCUGCCCAUGCAAAUUUUUAAUCUUAAAAAUUUCAAGAGGGGAAAGAAAUUAAAAUAAAAUUGCCGUCGUUAAGUGAAUAAUGUGGAAAAUUAACCAUAAAGUGUUUAUCUGCUGCAUGUCUGAAUAUAAAAGGGAAAUUUUAUGAAUCAUUUAACACCAAAUAAUAAUUAAUACUAAAAAAAUUAUAAAAAUAAUUAAAAAAAGUUAUAAAACAAAAAUUUAAAUUAACAAAAAUAUUAAGAUAGUGUUUUGAAAAUACUAAACCACUUGAAAAAUGCUGAUAACAUGGAAAAGUUGAAUUAAGGAAUAGGAGAUGGUGUAAUUAAAAAUUAAAUUGAUUUACAAAUUGCUGACUAAAUAUUUAUAAAAAAAUAGUUUAAUUUAAAAAAUAAAGCAAAGUAAGGCGCAAAAGGUUAAAAAUUUUCAAAUAUAAAACAAAAGUGUAGAAAACUAGUUUUAAUAUGUUAAGUUGAUGAAAAAAAGCCAAGACAAAAUACUUUAUUCCAAUUCUGUUAACAACAAUAUGACGAUAGAAUAAUACCAAACACCAAUCUCUCUUCGAACACCUGCCUUUGGGAAAAAGGUCUUCGAAACAAGCUGUCACAUAUUGAUAUUCAACUUAGCAGUAUUACAUAUUAUAAGUAUUAUGUAUGUAAGCUGGUCAAAAUCAAAUUCGGAUCAACUAACAACGCGAGAUCAAUUGUUGCUGCAGCAAGAUCUGAGAGCAUCCAAUUCUUCCGCCAGCAAUCAUCAAUACCAUCAGGCACUGAGUCAGAAAUAUUCCCUGAGUUCCUCAUUGGAUCAACAACAGGAUUUUCCCCUGCAUACAGCCAAAAUGUAUCACUCCAGUGCUGGUUAUCCUGAUCUCAGCGGCACAACAGCCGGCAGUGGUGUUAGUUCUUAUCAUCAACAGGCCGCUGCAGCUGCCGCCACCGUCAGUGCUCCUGUGUAUGUGCCCUCAAAUCGUGCACUGACCAAUUCACAAUUUCAACAUGUCGCCGCUCAUUUUGGCACUGCAGCAGCCCAAAAUGCUUGGACCUCAGAUAGUUUUGGCACAGCGCAUGCUCAACUGCCACCACAAUUCUAUACCCAAAAUGCCGUUAUGAUGGGUUCAUGGCGUGCCGCAUAUGAUCCCACCGGUUUUCAACGAUCCUCUCCCUAUGAUAGUGCCAUUGAUUUUCAAUUUGGCGAAGGAAGGGAAUGCGUCAAUUGUGGCGCCAUAAGCACACCUCUAUGGCGAAGAGAUGGUACGGGUCAUUAUCUGUGUAACGCUUGCGGAUUGUAUCACAAAAUGAACGGUAUGAAUCGACCGUUGAUCAAGCCAAGCAAGCGAUUGGUGAGUGCAACCGCCACUCGUCGCUUGGGUUUAUGCUGCACAAAUUGUGGCACACGCACAACCACCCUAUGGAGACGCAAUAAUGAAGGCGAGCCGGUGUGCAAUGCUUGUGGGCUGUACUUCAAAUUGCAUGGCGUCAAUCGGCCUUUGGCCAUGCGUAAAGACGGCAUUCAGACUAGAAAGCGAAAACCAAAGAAAACGGGAAAUUCCAAUGAAAAUGGCAAGGAGAUUAAAGAAGAUGAUCUCAAACCCUCCAUGGGCAUGGAACGUCACAGUCUGCCGGGUUCCCUGACCUCCAAAUUACAAAAUGACUUGGCUGUUAAAAGUGCUGGCUCCAGUUCGGCCUUGCAUAAUCUCAGCCUAGGUUCGGCAGCCUCUAGUGCCGCCCUACACAGCACCCUAAGCCAUCAUAUGCAUUUCCCAGCCUCUUCAGCGCAACAAAGUAGACUUACCAAUAACAGUGGAGUAUCUCAUACCUCCUCCUCAUCGGCUUCGGGUAACUCCUCAACGGUGGGCUCUCUAACCAACACCUCCUCUUCCUCCGUCGCCUCUGGCAAUUUGAAUUCCAGCCACAACAAUAGCCUGUACUCGCCCUCAGCAUUGGCGGCCCAAGCGAAUUUAAAUCAUAGCCAAUUGUCCAGUUCAGCCUUUGGUAGUCAAAAAUACGAACAUUUACUAAGCGGCAGUAAUUCCCUGUCCAAUGGCCUAAGUUCGUCUUCGACUCCCACCUCGAAUUAUCAUGCCCACCAUCUACAUCAUCACCAUCAUCAUGCAGCUGCAGCAGCAGCUCAUCAUGCAGCCUCAGCAGCCCAUCAUCAUCACCAUCAUCAUUCGCCAUCUUCGCUAUCACAUCAGGUGGGCACUUCGGCAAGCAGCGGUGGCAGUCUGGGAGGUUAUAGUGUAAAAUCGGAGACUAAUGCCACCAACUAUGAUUAUGUCAAUAAUUGCUAUUUUGGUUCUUCAUUUGGAGCUUUGAGUGGUUCGCCGGCUACCUCGGCGGGUAUGCAUGGUGCCACAGCCUCUGAUAUGGCGGGGGUAUAUCAUCAUCAACACAAUGUCAUACAGGCGGCCAAACUAAUGGCCACAUCGUAAAAAAUAUGGUUGGGAGACAGACAGUAUUAUGAGAAAAAAAGACCCUACACGAAAAUUUAAAAAUGGAGCCUUUUAGAGUUGAAAUUUCUUUGAUCAGCAACAGUUUAAGAUAACAUCAGAUUUUGUUACCGUUUAAAAUAUUUUUAAAGAUUUUUGUUUUAAAAUUUUGGUCAUACGUUACGUUUCCACUAAUCAAGCUUUAUUUGGGCAAAUAAGUGAAAACUUUAUACCGCAUUAGAUUAUAUUACUUUGUGAAAUAUUUUUAAAGAAUUUUGUGCAAAAUUUGUGCUAUACCUUACGUUACGUUUGCAUUAAUGAUGCUUGAAUUAAUUCACUCCAUCUCCUUGUAUCAUAAUUAUCUAAUCAAACACAAGUAAAUCACACCAAUUCUGUAACCACUUGAAAAGUUUUUCAGAAUUUUGUGCAAAAUUUAUGUUACAACAGACAGGCUACCUCCAGGAAUCUUCGCCCUAAUAUGUGUUUCUAUUAACUUCUCAAGUGUCUUCAGCAUAAAGGAUAAUAGACUAAUAGGAUGAAAAUCUCUCGACUUCGCGUGGCGAGGUUUUCCUGCUUUCGGAAUGAAAAUGACCUUCGUGUCCCUGAGUAUAUAUCCCUAAGCCAAGGAACCAGUCUAUCAGACACAGCUUGCAAUUCAACCGGUGAUACAUCAUCAGGAUCUGGCGUCUUAAAGGUGUCGAAACUUCUUAUCGCCCAAAGGAUUUUCAGCUCAGACACAAUUUCCCUUAUAACUUUCGACGAAUGCAUGCCAGUGACAAACCAUUCUGGGAAAUGUGUAUCAACGAGUAAAAAUUGCAAAUUUUGCCCAUGAACAUUCCACUAAGGAACAGGGGCAAACUGUUCACAUAUCAAUGAGUGCAGUCCGAUUCAAGUUUAAGCUCAAUGAUAAGGGGCCUCCUUUUUAUAACCAAGACCGAACGGCGUGCCGCUGUGCGACACCUCUUUAGAGAGAAGUUUUACAUGGCAUAGUACCUCACAAAUGUUGCCAGCAUUAGGAGGGGAAAACCACCGCUGAACAUUUUUUCUGAUGGUCUCGCCUGGAUUCAAACCCACACGUUCAGCGUCAUAGGCGGACAUGCUAACCUCUGCGCUACGGUGGUCGAGUAGUUCUAAUGUUUUCUCACUAGACAUUGUCUCUGACUUCUGAAUAUACCCCACCAUAAUGGGCCUAGAGGACAGAAUCUUCCUUAGCCUAGAGGCCUCAGAUGUAUUCUCCUCGGAGCUGCAGAAUUUCACCCAGGAUUUGAUCUGAGCCUUUCUAAGCUCGCCCUUAUAUUUUCUUAGCUCAGCCUUAUAGAUAUCGAUAUCACCGCAAUUCAAGUAGUCUCCCUCUACGGGCAAAGUACAAAACCUGAUUUUGCUUGCUGAGAGAACACACAUUUGAGAGUUUGUGCAACAAGAGAGCAAAAAAGAGCACAAAAAUUUAAAAGUAGGGAAAAAUAAGAAAAUGAUUUUG